Ostrea edulis (European flat oyster) is the source of this 1776-nucleotide messenger RNA. RefSeq lists its product as uncharacterized. The record is from RefSeq and is a predicted model, not a curated record. The transcript has a single exon. Gene Ontology annotation, molecular function: nucleotide binding; DNA-directed DNA polymerase activity; DNA binding. Gene Ontology annotation, biological process: DNA replication. Lineage: Eukaryota; Metazoa; Mollusca; Bivalvia; Ostreida; Ostreidae. The coding region runs from base 1 to 1776 and encodes 591 amino acids.
AUGGUUGAAAAUACCAUCGCCAUCAUUCCUAAUAUGGGCUACCGGCCAGCACGACGAUAUUCAGCUAAAGCUUGUCGAUGGCUCGCCUGGCUAGAACAUCAACAUCACUGCAUACGACAUGCUAGAAAUGGGGGCGAAGUCACGCUUGGACCCUAUACAGUAGAUGGGUAUGAUGAGGAAUCUCGUAUCGUGUACGAAUUCUAUGGCUGUUACUGGCACGGCUGUCCCACCUGUUUCCCGAAUCUGUUGACUGACAUGCAUCCUCAUCGUGUUCAGCAUACGUAUCAAGACCUCUACCUGGACACCUUAAAACGAGCCAGUGCUUUAGAAGACCAAGGCUAUACAGUCGUGAGCAUAUGGGAACACGAGUUUGAUCGUCAGACCCUGACCAAUCCCGACUUACAGGAAUUUUUACAAGGAGUCGAUAUACAAGAUCCUUUGAAUCCCCGUGACGCUUUGUACGGAGGCCGGACCAAUGCUACACGACUGUAUUGUGAGGAGGGUGACAUGCGAUACGUGGAUGUCUGUUCCCUGUACCCGUACGUGUUGAAAUACAAGCCAUUUCCCGUCCAACAUCCCCAAGUCAUCACCAGCCAUUUCACCGAUGUCAGAGACUAUUUCGGGCUCAUUCGUUGUCGUGUCCUCCCACCCCGAGAGCUGUAUCACCCCGUAUUACCUUACAAGACCGGGGGUAAAUUACUCUUUCCCUUAUGCCGCACCUGUGCGGAACAGCGCAACUUAGGACCCGACGAGCGGUGCCAGCACACCAAUUCUGAACGCAGUCUCACUGGCACCUGGGUGACCACCGAACUUCACAAAGCAUUAGAUCUAGGCUAUCGUCUCGACCGCAUUUACGAAGUUUGGCAUUUUGAGAAAACCAGUGACCACUUAUUUCGAGCGUAUAUCAACACCUUUUUGAAAAUUAAACAAGAAGCUUCCGGAUUCCCCGAGGAUUGUCAAACAGCCCAACAGCAGCAACAUUACAUUGAGGAAAUUCAGCAACGAGAAGGCAUUGCCAUGAACCCGGCAGACAUCCAGAAAAAUCCUGUCCGAAGAACCAUUGCCAAACUCUUUUUAAAUUGCUUGUGGGGAAAAUUUGCUCAACGAUUACAAUUACCCAAAUCCCUGUAUCUCACGGAAGAAGAAGAAUUACAACAGAAAUUACAAGAUGCCACUUUAGAAGUCAAAGGCAUCGAACUCUUAGAAAAUCGUGAACGCCCCGAAUGUGAUAUGAUGCUGAUCAAUUAUCAGGAGAAAGAAGAAUUUUUAGAAGACUGCCCCUUUGGAAACGUGGUGUUGGCGUGUUUUACAACAGCUCAUGCUCGUUUACAUUUGUACGAGACGUUACAGCCUUUGGGAGAGCGUGUCUUAUACUUUGACACGGAUAGUAUCGUCUAUCAGCACGACGAGACCCAGUUCAAUCCGACCAUUAUCAACAGUUUAGGCGGCUGGACCGAUGAAUUGGGUGGAGAUCGUAUCAUCAAGUACAUGUCGGGCGGGCCCAAAAAUUAUGCAUACGAGACCCAGGGGGAAAAAUCUGUCUGCAAAGUCAAAGGAUUGACACUCAAUUAUCGUGCCUCUAGAGUCGUGUCUCUCGAUACGUUGGAAAAAAUGUUAAAAGGAGAAGAAGAAGAAGUCCAUGUCAGCUAUCCGCACUUUAUUCAACGAACCCGCCAACAUGAUGUGCGAACCAUUCCUCUGGUGAAGAAAUACCGCAUGGUGUAUGAUAAACGUCAACGUAUUCAUAACUAUGACACGCUGCCUUACGGGUAUUAA